Adineta steineri is the source of this 366-nucleotide messenger RNA. The record is from the annotation of a GenBank genome assembly. NCBI's taxonomy places the organism in Eukaryota, Metazoa, Rotifera, Eurotatoria, Adinetida, Adinetidae.
AUGGCAUCAAGUUUUGCUAAUGCAAAUGUGGUAACUGUACAACCAACAUAUUCAAAAACUAAUCCAUUCAAAGAAUUGAAUGGUAACUGGAAUGUUGGUUUAUUCGAUUGUUGUACUGAUGUAUCUAAAUGUUGUUAUGUAUUUUGGUGUACUCCUUGCUACUGUUGUUCAUUAGCGAGUAAACUUGACGAAUCUAUAUGGUCAUGUUGUUGUGUUGGAUACGCACUUCCUAUGUACCGAAUGAAAGUUCGAUCUAUUCUGAAAAUUCAAGGUGAUACUUUCAGUGAUCAUUGUGCAGUAUUAUGGUGUCCAUGUUGUGUUGCUCUUCAGAUGGAUAAUGAACUCAAAGUUCGAAAUAUUGCUUAA